UAUAUAUUUAUCCUCGCCCAUAUCUUUCCUUCCACCUCAAGGCAGCUCCCCUGUUCUCCUUCUAGCUGAAUCCUCCGUGAAGACAGAAACAGAGAAGAAGAAUACGGAAAGGAGAGAAGAAGAGAAGUUUGGGGGUCUUGCAAUGGCUCCGAGGACGAAGGGAGGCGACGCCGGAGAGGGAGGAGGAAACUUGCAGGUCAUUCGCUUCCGGGGCGUGAGGAAGCGGCCGUGGGGGCGGUACGCCGCGGAGAUCCGCGACCCCGCGAAGAAGAGCCGCGUCUGGCUCGGUACCUUCGACACGGCGGAGGAGGCGGCGCGCGCCUACGACGCCGCCGCUCUCCAGUUCCGCGGCCCCAAGGCCAAGACCAACUUCCCCUACCCCGACCCUCGCCACUUCCCCGCCGUCUUCGUCGGUGCUGGGUCCGGAUCCGCCGCCUCCAGCCCCAGCAGCAGCACCGUCGAGUCCUCCACCCCUUCCCUGCCGUAUCCCGCCGCGCCCCCGCCGCUGGAUCUCGAGCUCGGCCACGCGUCCGCCCGCCUCCCCUUCCUGCACCCCCUCCCGGCCACCGCAGCGCCGGCGCAUCCCUUCUUGUUCCUGGACGCGAUGGCGAGAUCGGAGAAGGCGGUAGCUGUGACAGGGUUCAAGACCGUGGCGAUGAGUGCCUACGGCGGGGCGCACAGCGAGUCGGCUUCGUCCCUGGACAUGAGUUAUUCUCUCUCUCCUGUUGUGAUGGCUGCGCCGGGUAGGAGGCUUCCCUUCGAUGUCGAUCUCAACCUGCCGCCUCCGCCGGAGGUGGCAUGAGAUCCGUACGUCUUCAAAUCUCGACAGAGAUAGAAUAAUAAAACUAUCAAAUAUAUAUAUCCUCAUCUUAAAGUCUUGGUUAGAGAAGAUGUAAACAAAUAGCUUUUUGGGGUUUUUUUCGACGCUGAGAAAUUAAAGGGAAUCUCGGAGAUGAAGAGGGAGAUCCGACUCAGUGUUGUUUCAAAUCUACUAUAUGUGUUUUUGAUGUGCAAUUAAAAUUUUUCUGCCACCUUUUUAA
Messenger RNA from Musa acuminata subsp. malaccensis (wild Malaysian banana), 1040 nucleotides. Its product is annotated as ethylene-responsive transcription factor 8. Gene Ontology annotation, biological process: regulation of DNA-templated transcription. Gene Ontology annotation, molecular function: DNA-binding transcription factor activity; DNA binding. NCBI's taxonomy places the organism in Eukaryota, Viridiplantae, Streptophyta, Magnoliopsida, Zingiberales, Musaceae. The record is from RefSeq and is a predicted model, not a curated record.